AUGUCCAACACCGACUGGAAGGCCGUCGCGGAACGCGCAGACGCGGUGCUCGCCAGCCCUAGCAUUGAGGGGUGCCAUACCAUCUUAACCGAUGCCUAUGAAAAUGGGAUGCAGCAUCCGGAGAUUCUCUGGCGCUUGGGUCGCUCCUACUACGAGAUGGCAGAGGAGUCCUCGGAUAAAAAAAUAUCCGCCUCCUACCUGGAAAAAGGGCUGGCGUUAUGCCAGCAGUCCGUCGCGGAGGAUCCGAACAACUUUGCCGCACACAAGUGGCUUGGGAUCCUUCUCUCCGCACAAGACGUCGGUAAUAAGAAAAAGAUUGAGAACGCGUAUAUCAUCCGGGACCACUUUAUGAAGGCAUUAGAAUUGAACCCUAAGGAUGCAAACUCACUCCAUUGUAUGGGGAAAUGGUGUUGGUCGGUGCUGAAAGUAAGCUGGGUAGAGCAGAAGGCCGCAAAACUGCUUUUCGGAGCGCCUCCAAAGUCGAGUGUGGAGGAGUGCUUGAAGUACCUGUUGGCCUCUGCCGAGAUGGGGAAUACGAUUCAUAACGCGGUGCUCAUCGGCGAUGUGUAUUAUUAUGAUAAAAAGAAGGCAGAGGCUAAGAUAUGGUAUCAGAAGGCGAUCGAAAUGCCAAUCACCAACAAAUUUCAAAAGAAUCUUCACGAUGCAGCAGUGUCUAAGCUAGCAAAGUGCUAG
Messenger RNA from Phytomonas sp. EM1, 693 nucleotides. Lineage: Eukaryota; Euglenozoa; Kinetoplastea; Trypanosomatida; Trypanosomatidae. The record is from the annotation of a GenBank genome assembly.